CAGAGCCAGGGUAGCGAGAAGGCGUGAGACCCAGGAGCAGAACAAAUCUGACCCCAAACAAAGGACUUCAGCAGAAUCUCAGAUCCUAAGGCCACUCCUGCUACAUACCCAACAUAUCCUGCCAUCAGGACCCUCAAAGGAUGGCUGACUCCCAGACGCAAGUGGCUCCUCCACCCACCAUCCCAAUGAUGACUGCAGAGGACUUGUCCCUCCCUCCUCCUCCAGCCCCAGAGGAUCUGCCACCACCACCACCAAAGGAGUCCUUCUCGAAGUUCCACCAGCAGCGGCAAGCCAGUGAACUGCGCCGUCUCUACAAACACAUCCACCCCGAGCUCCGCAAGAAUCUGGAGGAGGCUGUGGCUGAGGAUCUGGCAGAAGUGCUGGGCUCAGAAGAGCCCACUGAGGGCGAUGUUCAAUGCAUGCGCUGGAUCUUUGAGAACUGGCGGCUGGAUGCCAUUGGCGACCAUGAGAGGCCAGCUGCCAAGGAACCUGUGUCAGGUGGUGACGUCCAAGGCACCUCUCGAAGGUUUGAAGAAGGUUCUUUUACCAACAGCACAGACAGAGAGCCAGCUGGACCCCGGCCGUCGGGAGGUGACGUUCAAGCGGCCAGACAGCUGUUUGAGACCAAGCCACUGGAUGCACUGACAGGCCAGGAGGAGGCAACAAAGGCGACUGUGAAGGAACCUUCAGCCAGUGGAGAUGUGCAGGGUACCAGAAUGCUCUUUGAGACACGGCCACUGGACCGGCUGGGCUCUCGCCCCUCCAUCCAAGAGCAAAGCCCCUUGGAGCUACGCUCAGAAAUUCAGGAGCUGAAAGGCGAUGUAAAGAAGACAGUGAAGCUGUUUCAGACAGAACCUCUGUGUGCCAUCCAGGAUGCAGAGGGUGCCAUCCAUGAAGUCAAGGCCGCCUGUCGGGAGGAGAUCCAAAGCAAUGCAGUGAGGUCAGCCCGCUGGCUCUUUGAGACCCGACCUCUGGAUGCCUUCAAUCAGGACCCCAGUCAGGUACGGGUAAUCCGGGGAAUCUCCCUUGAGGAAGGGGCUCGGCCUGACGUCAGUGCAACACGUUGGAUCUUUGAGACACAGCCUCUGGAUGCAAUCAGGGAGAUCUUAGUGGAUGAAAAGGACUUCCAGCCAUCUCCAGACCUCAUCCCUCCUGGUCCAGAUGUUCAGCAGCAGCGGCAUCUGUUUGAGACCCGAGCCCUUGACACUCUGAAGGGGGAAGAAGCAGCUGAGGCAGAGGCCCCACCCAAGGAAGCAGUGAUCCCUGGUGAUGUCCGCUCCACCCUGUGGCUAUUUGAGACAAAACCCCUGGAUGCUUUCAGAGACAACAUCCAAGUGGGUCAUCUCCAGUGGGUGGGUCACCAGGAGAGUGAGGGGCUUAUGACUGAGUGUCUAUCUAGGGAGGGCACCUCACCCUUGCCCCUGUCUCAGGAUGGCCCCCAGAAGGAUGGGAUGAAGGGGGAUGUGAAGACCUUCAAGAAUCUUUUUGAGACCCUUCCCCUAGACAGUAUUGGGCAGGGUAAGCCCUCAGUCUCUGGGAGUGCAAACAGAGCAGAAACAACUGAUUCUGUUGGGCAAUUCCAGGGUACAGGCUCCCCCGUGUAUGCCAUGCAGGACAGCAGGGGACAGCUCCAUGCCCUGACCUCUGUCAGCAGAGAGCAGAUAGUUGGAGGUGAUGUGCAAGGUUACAAGUGGAUGUUUGAGACACAGCCCCUGGACCAGCUGGGUCGAAGCCCCAGUACCAUCGAUGUGGUCCGAGGUAUCACCCGGCAGGAAGUGGUGGCUGGGGAUGUUGGCUCUGCUAGGUGGCUCUUUGAGACGCAGCCUCUGGAGAUGAUCCACAGACGAGAACAGCAGGAACGGUGGGAAGAGGCAGGGAAGGGUCAAGAAAGCCCUCCACCUGAGGGCACCCCAAAGGGUGAUGUACAGACUAUCCGGUGGUUAUUUGAGACCUGCCCCAUGAGUGAGUUGGCAGAGAGGCAAGAAUUGGAGGUCACAGAUCCUACAAGUAAGGCUGAGUCACAGUCAUGCACCUGGAUGUUCAGGCCUCAAUCUCUCGAUCAAGCAGAAGGCUGUAGGGAGCAACACCUGCAGGUCCAUCAGGUCCAGGCUGGGGAAAGACAGACAGACAGACACGUCUUUGAGACUGAACCUCUACAGGCCUCGGGCCGGCCCUAUGGGAGAAGGCCUGUACGGUACUGCAGCCGAGUGGAGAUCCCUUCGGGGCAGGUGUCUCGUCAGAAGGAGGUUUUCCAGGCACUAGAGGCUGGCAAGACAGAGACACAGGCAUCCAGAACAAGCCCUGGGCCCAUCCCCACAGGUUCUGUGCACAAAUUCACCUGGCUCUUUGAGAACUGCCCCAUGGGCUCCCUGACAGCUGACAGCAUCCAAGGAGACAACACCCAGGAAGAACAGCCCAAGAGCCCUGCAGACCACAGGACCCCAGAGAGGCAGGAGACGGCAGCCAAAAGGACCCUCAGGACUCUACACAGCACUCCUGGCAUCCUACACCAUGGAGGUAUCCUCAUGGAAGCCCGAGGACCCGGGGAACUCUGCCUGGCCAAGUAUGUGCUCCCAAGUCUAGGGCAGGGACAUCCCUACGUAAGGAAGGAGGAGCUGGUGUCUGGUGAGCUUCCCAGGAUUGUCCGCCAAGUGCUGCGCCGGCCAGAUGUGGACCAGCAGGGACUGCUGGUGCAGGAGGACACAGCUGGCCAGCUCCAGCUCCGCCCAUUAAGGCUGCCAGGUCCAGGUGACCCUGGGAAUAUUGAAGACAUGGAUCCUGAGCUCCAGCAGCUGCUGGCAUGUGGCCUUGGAGUCUCUGUGGCAAAGACUGGGCUAGUAAUGCAGGAAACAGAUCAAGGCCUAGUUGCACUGACUGCCUACUCGCUCCAGCCCCAGCUAACCAGCAGGGCCCCAGAAAGGAGCAGUGUGCAGCUGCUGGCCAGCUGCAUAGACAAAGGAGACAUGAGUAGCCUACACAGUUUGCGGUGGGAGCCACCAACUGACCCAAAUUCCAUAUCAGCCAGUGAGGAGUCCCAGAGGUGUCUCCCAACUGAAAGCAUCAUCCAUGUCCCCCCACUGGAGAUGGGUCACCUGAGAGGUUCAGGGGACACAUCCUGCCCACCCGCAGCUCGGGCCAUUGGAAAGGUGGUCUUUCCACCUGCAGGAGCUGAAGCCCCAAUACAGGAGGCAAGAAGGCAAAUAGACAGCAGUUAUGCUGGGCAAAAAGGGAAGGCAACCCCAGGAAAGUCAGAAGGAACCGCAGCUUCCUCUCUAGGGUCUGGGACCCCAGGCCUCCAGGAAGCCAUGCAAAGCCUACAGAUGGCAACCACUGAGGCCCAAAGCCUGCACCAGAAUAUUCUAAACAGGCACCUGCAGGGCUCCACCUCUGCAGCCACCCCCAUGUCUGUCCAAGAUGGUCUUCUACAAGCAUCAACUCCUGCCACUGGGGGUACCCAGGGCAACAUCAGGCUUAUAGCCAGAAGUGACACCAGGAUCCCUGCAGCCCCCAGAAAGGUCAGUGGGGACCAGAAAGCAGUCCCCAGAGGGCUAGCUGGGGGGUGGGUAACUGUGCAGGAUGGUAUCUACACUGCUCACCCUGUGAGAACCACUGAGCCACCUGGGGCUGCCCAGCCUUCUGAAAAAGAGUCCCAACCAAGGGGCCGGGAAACUAUCCUCUCCACUGAGGCUCCUAGUCCACCCCAGGCUGAUUCAGGUCAGAGUCCUGGGGUAAGCCAUCAGGAACCUGUGGGUCAUACACAGAGGGCCUGGGGACCUCAGGGGAAAAUAAUGGCCCAAAUCUGGCCAGAGGGCCUCCGAGCUGCAAAUACCACUCUGAAGACUGCCCCUCUAGCUCACCACACUCCGGCCUCAGGGCCCCAGGCUGCAGGUGCCAACCUGCACUCCCAUAAUGCCUCUGUUCCUCCCCCUCCUACUCUCCCAGCUGCUGUGACAGGACCUGACCUCCCAGCUCAAGCCCACCAUGAUGAGGACUCCAUCCAGCAGGUCUCCAAGGCCCUGAAGGACCCCCUUCUUCACACCCAUCACAGCCCUGCUGGCCAGAGAACCCCUGAAGGGUCAGAGACAAAGAGUUCCAAACCAGAGCCCACCCUGCCUCCGAGGAAGAAACCCCCAGUACCGCCCAAACCUGCACAUCUAACCCAAAUCCACCCUCCUCAGAGGCUGCUCAAACCCUCAGCUCCAUCUCCCAGCUUCUCAGAGGUACAACAAGACCACAAAUCAGGUGAGCCAGAUGCAACCAGCCCUCAGCCAGCUGAGGUUCCCAGGACAGCAAGCCAGAACUGUCAGCCUCUGACUGGAUGCUCCAGGAGACAGACCCAUCCUAACCAUCAGCACCAACUCAGCACUGUGGUCCCCAGGCCCAGCAAGGGUCAGGCAACUGGCAGCAAUGCCCAGAAUCCUGAGUCCCACAAGUCCAACACUCUCAACAGUGACUUUACCUCACUACAGAGGGACCCCAGUCCCCCAAAAGGACAGUUCAUAGAAUGUUCCAAGCAGGGGACUCCAAAGAGCCCAGAAAUUCUUCAGGGCAGUCAUCAAGAGCUCCAGGGCCUCCUGAGCCAGGUACAAGCCCUGGAGAAGGAGACUGCCCACAGUGUGGAUGUGCAGGCCCUGAGGAAGCUCUUCGAGACUGUGCCCCAGCUAGAAGGGGCUGCCCCUCAGGCGCCUGCUACCCCACAGAAGACUGACACUUCGAUGGAGCAGGCAUUUGGGGAACUGACUCGGGUGAGCACAGAGGUUGCAAGGCUGAAGGAACAGACCCUGGCCAGGCUGCUUGAUAUUGAAGAGGCUGUGCACAAGGCCCUAAGCUCCAUCUCUAGCCUCCAGCCUGAGGCUCACAAGAGGGACCAUGCCCAGAAAACUCCAGAGGAACCCAGUGCCCUCAAAGUCAGUGUCUCAGUCGGCAGCAGAGUCAGGCCCGGUUGUUCAAGCCAGGAGGUCAAAGAUCCAACUGUAGUCAAGAGCCAAGGCAAGGUUGAAAGCCAUCCUGUAGAGCAAAGUCAAGCCAAGACCAGAAAUCACACAGAGAGCAGAGAUCAGGCAGCCUCAAAUGUCCUUCCUUCCAGGAGGCUGGAGACAUCAAGAAACGAUUCUGGCCUCCAAUGCAUGUUGCCCUCUAACAGUGGCUCCCCCUCCUCCCCAACUUUCAUCUCUAUACAGUCAGCUACAAAGAAGCUUCAGGAAGCUUCCAGUACUUCAGACAGCAAUCACAUCUCAGGGAAAAGCACGCAUGCAGCUCAGGACAUAGGCCAAGCUCUGCUCCACCAGAAAGGUAUCCAGGACAACGCUGGGACAAAGGAGGUGAUCACUGAGUGCUCUAUGCCCACUGGGCAGCAAAAGAAUAUUCUGGAGUUACAGGCUGGGUCAGCUGGCUCCCAGUGCUAUGGAGCCACAAGAACAGUGACUGAACAGUAUGAGGAGGUAGACCAGUUUGGGAACGUAGUCCUCACUUCCGCUACCACCAUCACAGAGCAAGCAGAGCCACCCAGGGGCCCAGGCCCACAUCUCCGGCUCCGCACUUCUCCCUUGCUGAGGCAGUUCCUACAGAACCCCACUGGGUUCAGCAGUGGCCUGUCAGAAACAGAGAUGGCAUGGGUACCCUGCGGUCACUUCCAAUGAGCUGCCCAGUGAGCCUCUCCGUCUUCCAUCCAUCUUGGGUGACUCCCCCAGGUCAAGGACCAAGAAGCAUGGGUCUUCUGAGAGCUGUGGAGGGCUAUUUGUCUUGUGUCUUUCCAGUUCUUGCAAAAUGGACAAGAAAAGUGAAGCCCACAGAAUAAUGCAGGCAUGGGAUGGGACCUGACAGCUGCUUGUGGAGGAUGUGCAGACACACACAUGCUCCUGAUACAGGCCCAGUCCAUGCUUGCACCCAUGUGAGUCUGCACUUCAUUUCCAAGAGUUGGAGAGACUCCCCUCUACCAUGUCCCUUCACCAUUGGCCUUUAUUUCUUUUAUUAUGGAGUCUGAAGGUCUUCACCCAGCCACUUCUUAAUACCUGGUGAAGACCAGGCUUACUGGACUGGACAUGAUGCUAGUUUCUGUUAGGGAUUUGUCUGAGGGUCCCAGAAAGGCCUGGUCACCUGCCCCUUCAUCACCAGUGGUCCAAAGUUUACACAGAAAGUCCAAGCAGUCAACAACGUUCCUAGAAGCCAAAUGCAUUGUCCUCUCUACCCCUACCACCCCCACUCUGUACCCCAAAUGGGAAA
Nannospalax galili (Upper Galilee mountains blind mole rat) is the source of this 6222-nucleotide messenger RNA. RefSeq names its product xin actin binding repeat containing 1 (gene Xirp1). Lineage: Eukaryota; Metazoa; Chordata; Mammalia; Rodentia; Spalacidae. Gene Ontology annotation, biological process: actin filament organization; actin cytoskeleton organization. Gene Ontology annotation, molecular function: actin filament binding. The coding region runs from base 141 to 5639 and encodes 1832 amino acids. The transcript is spliced from 2 exons. The record is from RefSeq and is a predicted model, not a curated record. Gene Ontology annotation, cellular component: focal adhesion; stress fiber.